This is a messenger RNA of Podarcis muralis (Common wall lizard), 1870 nucleotides long. RefSeq names its product coiled-coil domain containing 28B (gene CCDC28B). Gene Ontology annotation, cellular component: centrosome. The record is from RefSeq and is a predicted model, not a curated record. NCBI's taxonomy places the organism in Eukaryota, Metazoa, Chordata, Lepidosauria, Squamata, Lacertidae.
CCGGAUCUGAGCAAUGGAACAGCGGCUGCUGUCCACGAAGGCAGUGGCAGCGUCAGAUCCAGUGAAAGGGCAUGUUAUUCUGGCCACCAAGCCUCCCUCCGCCCGAGCCCUGGGAAACCAGCUGCAGCCGACCCGAGGCGGAGCGGACCCUGAGCAUCGGGUCGCCGUUUCCACAAGCCCCUUUGCGGAGGGGCCUGCCUGGCCACCGCCUCUCCGAGAGGGAGUGCGCGCGCUCGCGCACGCGCUCGGCGCUUCUCUGGCGCGCAGCAGCAAGAGCAGCUGCCGCGGGAGCGUUCCCCGUGGCCCGUCUCCGCCGCAGAGGUCAGUGUCUCCGCAGCGCGUCCUCCACCCCAUGCGCUUAUCUUUAGCUUCAUUCUCCGUUCCCCUGAGCAGUUUCCGGUGUGUGAUUAAGAGAGACCUGCUGCUUCCGGGAUGGAGGAGAAGAAGAAGAAGAAAAGUCCCAAAGCCCACCUAGCUCAGCCAGUUCCAGCCAGUGCUCUCCGCAAGCUGCCAGUCCCUUCGAGCAAGAGCACCUCUUUCUCCCUGGGGAUGCCUCAUCUCCCUUCGCCAAAGCAAAGAGCCAAGUUCAAGAGAGCAAACAAGGAGAAGCCCCGAGCUCCCCAGCCCGGAGGCAGCGCUGCCACAGCAGCUGUGGGGACCCCUCUGCAGCACUCAUUCCUGACCGACGUCUCGGAUGUGUAUGAGAUGGAGGGGGGCCUCCUGAACCUCUUGAACGACUUCCAUUCGGGAAAGCUGCAGGCUUUUGGGAAGGAAUGUUCCUUUGAGCAGCUGGAGCACGUUCGGGAGAUGCAGGAGAAGUUGGCUCGCCUGCAUUUCAGCCUGGACGUCUACGUGGAGGAACUUGCUGAGGACCAGAAGAAGACGGUGGCCGACAGGAACCUGGAUCAGUUGCUGACAAAUCUGGAAGAACUCAGCAACUCCAUACAAAAGCUCCACCUGGCAGAAAACCCUGACUUGGAGGAUGCGUCCACAGUCUAGAACAAGGAGGAGUUGGAGGCUGCCUGGUUUUUCUCUUGACUGUUUUCAUUAAGAAGCCUCAAAAAGAAAAACAAAGGGAGCAAAGAAGAAGCUGUGGAGCCGAGCAAAGAAGACCCUUGCGCAGAACUACUUCUGGACUGUACAUGGAAAGGAUAAGUUAGAUGGAGCCUGGUGGAAAAGGAUGCGACUCCUGGGCCUCAGGCACUGGGGACACACUGCAGAGGCAGCAUGGAAGCCAGCCUCCGGCAGAGACUCCUGCGCCCCACGACCGACAGAGGGCAAACAGAGACUGCAGGGCCCUGGGGGAUGUGGCAAGGGGUGCUGGGGGAGCCCUCUUGGGCCAUGCAGGCCUCUGGCUUUGACUGGCAAAAUGUCCUGUGCCAAGACAGAAAGAUGCAGGUUCUAGGGCUUGGCUGCCUGCAGACAGUCCUUAGAACCAGGAUCCGCUGUUUUUUUCCUCCUACAGCUCCAGACAUGCCAUGUUUGUACGCACACAGUUUGACAGGCAGAAGGCCAGCAAAUUGAACGGUGAUGUAUUCCAUCAGUCUUGCUGCUUCUGCCAAGAGUUGUCUGCCUCCAGUUUUAAUAUUUUUUUCCCCAGCAUAGCAUGAAUGCUCAUUUUCAUGACUGUUUGUUUGGUGCCCCAUCAACAUUUUUUAAAAUGCCAACUGUUUAAUAUGAAACUGCCCCUGGAGGAGGAAAGUGGUCUUAUGACUAGAGAAGGCCAAAUUUAUCAGAAUUUCAGUUGAAUUCCUCCUAAUUAUACAGAGUUUUCCUUAACCACAUUUUUGCAAGCAAUUUCCCCGAAUGCAUUUUUUUUGUAUGUUAUUUUCCUUAAUGUAUGCAUUUUAUGCACACUUUCCCCUAACAU